AGACUUCUUACAUUUAAAACAUUUUGAGAUCGCAAAGGUUCAUUUAUUGUGGAUCUGUAGUAUUUUAAAUUGAAAACUGCCUUUGUUUCAGAGCAGGUUUCAGUUGAAAAUUUGGGGUACAGCUUAUUUGGCUCCCUAUUUGGAAGCCAGGAGCUGUGGAAUGAAAGUUUGAGAAAGCCCCUCCUGUUUUAAAGAGAAGUCAUGGUACUGGCCAUCCCAAAGCCGGCCUGUAAACCGGAAUAGCGAGUCCUUGAGAACUGCUGUAGGUUGUUAUCUCCACAUACCACAGGCACAGUUACUAGGGUUUCUUAAGAUCUGCUUAAAGGCCCCAAGGCUUUCCUUAGAAGGAAAUCUGUGUGCUUUCCUGCAUAGUAUUCAUAGUGGCUUAAGGCACUCACUUCUUCUCUGGCAACCAUCACCAAUCUCCCGACUCCAGAGUUUGUGCUGUGUUGUUGAAGUUGAGUCCUCUGUCUUUUGUCCACGAGAUUUUCUUCAAUUAUCUUGGAUAAAUGGGACAGCAGCAGCAGCAGCAGCUCAGAAAUCAUUAAAACCUACCAUUCUCCAGUAGAACCAAGAGAUGCCCAGAAGUCUCCAGUCAUCCUGGAAUACAAAUAAUGUCCCCCACAGUGCCAAAGACCCUCCUACUCGAUUCCCUUUCUUCUUUUACAACAGAAGAAAAAGGCUAAAGAUAAGGGAUCCGGUUUCUGUUAUCUUAGUCCUUCCUGGUCUUGUCCAUCCUGCCUUCUUCUGAUUCUGUUUGCUUUUCUGACCAGCACCCUGUCUCCACUCUCAUUGUCCACCCACCUUUCUACUUGUCUGAGUAAGCUUUUUAUCUAGUCCCCUUUCUUUGGGGUUAUGUUUUAAUCUAACCCGGUUCUCACUCAUUGAAAAUAUUUUCUUUAAGCUACCUUGUGAAUUUUCAGGGAAAUGAAAACCAGGCUAAUAAGAUAAGGCUUCUUGGAAAACACUACAGGGGGCUGCACUUUUUUAUUAUCACAUCAUGAAAUUGUGGUUACUGUUUGAUAUUGAACAACCUAGGUUUAACAUUAGAGGUCCGUGUGACUCACUCCUCUUUGAACAGGCUAUCUGGGGUGUGGAGAUGACAACCUAAAUUUGUGUGGGAAGAAAGGUAAUAAAGAUUUCAAAGCCACAAUCUGACUUCCUAUUUGAAAAACAUUACCGUAGUGCUCCCCUGUACCAUUGCAAAUCCUGACAUUGGAGCCUACCGACAGAGACCGCCACCUCACCAACAAACCCUCUAUUCCGUUUCCAAAGCGGAUACAGAAUCACUUUGACAUUGUCUGACCUUUCUGCUUAGGAUCUCUGGAAGAAUGAUGGCUUCUUUCUGUGGAGUUCCCAGUGCAAACAGUUUUUUUUUUCUUCUUGUUCCCGUUUGUUUAUUACAGGAAGAGUCUUGCUAACGGUCCCGCUCUGUUUUCUCUGUUCAUCAUUGUUAAAAUUGUCAGGAGAUUAUUCAUGUUACCUGUUCUCUCUGUUAAUUAAUGGGAUCUUAUAAUAGCUUAGAAUUUUUGGUUUUAAACAUAGCAUAGCAUUAUCUUAAGGGAUGUAAACCUCAGAAGUGUUAUCCCCAGGCAGUGUGGGUAAGAUAAAGCUCUCCCUAGGAACUACCACAUCAGAGUUAAAGCUCAGGAAGAAGGGAUGGCUAAUCAUUAAUAAAGCAGAGUGAAAUGAGCCUUUCCCUGCCUAAGUUUAUGGCAUUCAGUGUUGUUAUCACAGGAACAGGUAGCUCUGAAAGCAAACUGACCACCAAGCUUCAGCUUGCCAUACGGGCUCUAAGGUUAGGAGGAUGUUGUGAUUUAUGCCAGUUAUGGUCAGCACAAAGGCAUGGUGCACCAAAAUAUGCUAAGACAGAGACAAUAUUAAGGGUGGCAGCAUCUUGCUAGUGUCUUCAGCACCAGGGUUGUGAUGUUGAACCACACUCAGUUUCAGAUUACAGUCACUGAUUUCCUCAAAAUCUAAGAGUAAACAAUAUCACCUCGCAUUCUAGCAAACAGGCACACUGCACCCUGGUGCAGGGAUAGGGAGAGAAUGGUGAUGGGGAGAGAAAGCAUAUUGUAAGCAGACAGACUUCCUUUGACUUUAAAUUGAUUGUUAAACCUUUUCUGGGUUUAUAGCAGGACUGUGAUUCUACCCCCUUGUAAUCUUACCAACUGUUGAUUUUACAGUUUCUUUGCUGCUUUUCAGUCAAACUGAGCUUUAAAAAAUGACUAAAGUCUUAGUUACAUUUGCAUCUUUUUCAUGAUUAAAGUCAGUGGAUAUAUUUCGUAUGGCCCUCUAUUUUUAUGUUGAGUGUUUGGGUUUUAAAGAACGCCACUGAAUAAACUGAUAGAAAACGGAGUUGGACGGGGACGGGGACGGGGACAGAGACGCCAAAGUGUAAGUAAGCUCUAGUACAAUGGUAAAUUGCAGAACACCGAUAAUGGUAAAAGUCAAGUGGGCCUUAUAAGAAAGCACCAAAUUUAAGUAAAUACUGCCAAAUUGGUUUGAGGCUUUUAGCAGUACAGGGACAAACAUAUUUGGAACGGCUCGGCAUGGACCUGCUUACAAGGAAGCAGAGCAUUCCCCUAGAAUUUCAUAACCUAUUAAUGUCCUUUUGUCCUUUGUCCAUUUAUUUUUACUCUGCUGUUUAUUUCUAAUUAACAUGUAAGAGCUACCUUAGGCUGCCUUGAAGGUUGAUGUUUCGUCUCAUUUUUCGGUGGGUUUUGUUAGUUUAGUGUUUGAGGUAGGUGCUUACUCUCUAGUCCAGAUUUUCACUCUGUAGCCUAAGCUCCCUUACUGCCCCCCCAGCUACCUGCCUCAGUUUCCCCAAUGCUGGGAUUAUAGGUGUAAGGCGCGCAGCACCCACUUUAGAAGAGAGAUAUUUUGCCUUGAAAACAAACUUGUACCAAGUUUGUCAAGUUUUCCCAUUUUGGCGUACUAUUUUUUACUAUAAGGUCUCCCUCCUUGGUUUCAGUAUAUUCACAUACACAUUUCUUCAAAGAAUUUAAUUAGUGUUUCAUAUUUAGAAAUGACUAAAAUGUGUGAAAGUUUUAGAAGGAUGAAUAAGACCUAAUUAUAUAUGCACACACAGAAACAUCACACACACUCAAACACCACGCACACAGGCACGCACGCACAUGGGCGCAUGCGGAAACACACACACACACACACACACACACACACACAAACACACACACACACCACAGCAAGUGGUGGAGGGAGCAUAAUAUAACAACAUCAGGACCAGGAAAACUAACCUUUCAAAGACUUAAUUUCCCCCUAAUAAGGUAUUAUUAAUUCACCUCAAUCACUAAGCGGGCCAUGGCAAAUAUUUUUAAGACAUUUUGAGCAGCUGGACCUCAAUUUAGUUUGCAGAAAUAAAGUGGCAGAAUAGGCAAAACAAAACAUUUUGUGUGUUGCAAAAGAUAUUCUUAUCUAGGUCUUUAAUAUAUGUUAAAGAUAUUUCUGCAUUUUUUUCAGGGAGGGAAUCAUCUGCCCUGAUGCUUUGAAUGCAAAGUAAAGGACACAUGUUGCCUUUCUGCUUUCUAGCUUAAAAAAAAAAAGCCCAUGUUUUUCCUUUGCAGACUGUAACAAGUCUGAGUCUGAGUUGGCUUUCGCCCCUCCCCAGGGGCUCUUCCCUGCAGCCCCCAGCACGAGAAGGGGCGGAGCUUAUGCCUGCUGGUGGGAAGCGCGCAGCAGCGCUCGUCCUGGGGGAGGGGUUGCACUUCUCAGGCGGCGGCGGCAGCAGCAGACUAGGAGCUAGGAGGUAAUGGCUGUCUUAAAGCCCGUUAUUUUCUGGCAAUUUCUUCGCGUUUUGGUGGGAAGGUGGAGAAAGAAAAUAGAGAGUAUUGCCUGGGAGAGGUGGGAACGCAAUAAUGUUUUGAUAGAUUUGUCGUAACUCGGAUGGAAUUAAUCUUUAGGAAUUUGGGGUUUUCGGAUAAUUUGAAAGUCCGUAGUGUGGGGAGAGGUGAUCAGAUUGCAGCUUCUAAAAUAAGACUUCAGUGAGGCAUGCCGUUCAUGUUCAUUUUCUUACGUGGCAUUCCAUGUUUGUGUCUCUGGUAGUUUUUUUUUUUUUUAAAUCGGAUUUUGUUUUAAACAUUUGCAUUCUGCCAAAAAAAAAUAACUGGCAGAAAACGCAAACAUUAAAUGAAUGAUAUAGAAAGGUACAUGAGCUUGGAACGAGAUUUAGAUACGCUGUGGAGUGAUAUCACUUGUAAAAAAAAUGCGCCUUUUCCUAACGGGGGCGGGGGCGGGAAACUAGACUCCUUGAGUCUCCCACUGUUUGGGUAUAGUUGGUGUUGGCAGAAGUGAAGCAAAACCUUUUCUUUUUAUGUGAACUGUUCCCAGCAUUUUCAGAAUUGCUUUAUUCCUGGAUAAUUUUUUUUUAUAAUUGGAAAGCAAAAUGAUGCUGAGACAGCAGACUAUGUUAUCUCAAACACACUUGAGCACUCACACACACACUCACAGACACAUACAUAAGUACCCACAGAGAUACGAGCUCUCAUAACCCUUUGCUUUUGCUGAAAGAGGAUUUUUUUCCUGGACCCAGUCAAACAAGGAGCCAAGUUGUGUAGACUUACAACCCUGGGUGUUUCCUGCUGGUGAGGACUCCUCUCAGGCCACAGGUAGAGAAAACAGUGAUCUGUAAGAACCAUUAUGUUUUUCUGUGUUAUCUCAGUUUAAAAGUGAGAUAGGGGACUUGGUUUAAUUCUCUAAGCAGUUUUAAAAGUAUUAUGCAGCACGAUACUUCAAUCCUAUGGAAUGUUUCAUAGCUGCCAAAUAAAAGUGAAGCUGUAGUGAUUUGAAAAGCUGUCUGCAAAGUAGAAGUCAGUGGAAGAAAAGGAAGUUUAGAAUGGCCUCAGUGUUUUAAGUCAUUUAAGCAGAAAAACUAUGAUUAACAAAGUGUGUGUCACCAAAAUCAGGAAAAAGGAGUGUUGAUUUUCUAAUGGAAUUUGUAUGUGAUGGGGUAGAAGCAGUCUUACCAUCUCUGUUUUAUAGCCUCUUUCUGUUGGUUUGUUUUGUUCUGUUUUGUUUUGUUUGAGACAAGUUCUGUAUAAACCAGCCUCCCCUGGAACUAUGCAAUUCUAGGCUAGUGCAUGGCAAUCCUCACGCCUCAGCCUAAUGAACGAUGAGAAUGUAGGCAUGAACAAAUGUGCUGGAUUUAAAAUCAUCUCUGACCUGCAUUUAGUCAUUUUCUAGUAAUAUUGAAAAAAAAAAACUUGAUAUAACAUGCUUCAAAGUUGGAGGGUGGAGGGAUAGAAUUUGAAACAGUGCAUUAUUAUGAACCAAACCAUCAGGUAUGGUGUCUUAUAUCUGUAAUCCAAGUAUUCAAGAGCCUAAGGCAGGAGGAUUGCUUUGAGUUUUAAAGUUCGCUUGAGACUGCAAAGUGAUUUCCAGAUCAACCUGGGUUGCCAAACAGCACCCCUGAUUCAAAGAACCAAAACAAACAAGAAAAGCUGGUUUGUAAUAGUACGGAAUCAUGUGUGUAUAUAUGAAUAUGUAAAGUAUACAGGCAAUUUUUAGUAGUUAGUCUUUCUAAAAUUAUACUUUUUUGUAGCUUUCCCAUAUUUGAUAUUUUCAGUAAACAUGAAAUUUAUAGUAAAGACUUUUGUAGGUAGAGACAUUUGGAUUCCACCUUUUCUGCAAUGCAUAAUAAAGCUCUGGUUUUUCAGCCUGGUAUAUUCUAGAAGCCUAAGCUGCUGACUGGCAAGAUAUAGUUCCCACUCUUCUCCAAGGGCAUGAUAGUUCUGCUUCUGGACACAAGAGGGCGCUUACCAGAUAGCCUAAUUUUUCUCCAGACAAGUGUUUUUUAUGAAGUGAGCAAACAAAACAGAGAAACACAUUUUGUAUUAGAAAAGUGCAAGACAGCAUGUAGUAUAUAAUGGGAAUUCAUUUGAAAAAGUCUGUGUGUAAGGAAGACAAAGCCCCAUCCAAAACUGAUGUGAGGACUCUAAACACUUAAAAUGGAGUUCAUACGGAUUGGUUCAUAGUAGACAGAAAGCUCUGUUAUUUCCAUUCUCUUCUGUCUCUGCCUGGUAAUGUUUGCUAGCAAAAUGGCAUGAGUACAAGAGUUUUGAUGGGGAAGUUUAUUUAUGAUUUCUAAAACCCAUUUUAUUAGUUUGAUUCUCUGUUCCUUUUUGGCACCACCUCAGUUAAUAGCACAUUUGCAGCGUACCUGUGAUCCAUCAGAGCACUAGAAAGCCAGUGCAAUUGCAGACGUGCCCAGCAGAGUCAAGGCUCUGUUGGGAAAGCAGCUGGAGUGAGAAUCAACACAGCUGGAUCACAGGGCCAAUGCGGGUCAUGUGACAGGGGGUAAGGGCCUUCCCAUUUCAUAAAACAUUUCAUAUGAAAAACAUGAUGUUGAAGAUUUGGCUUCUUUGGUUUCUGGUUCAGUAGUCAUAGCAUAACAAAUUAAAAGAUCACACGUUGUAAUUCUGGUAAAGAAAUAAGUACAGGUGGUUCUCCGUGGCCAAUGAUUUGAUUUGUUUUCCUUCUACUUUAUUAUGGUUCAGAAAACACUGGACCUCAGUAGAAGUAAUGCUUUCAAUCUGUAUUUCUUUUCCUAAACUUGUAGUAUGUAGGACCACUCAACUUUCUAAUCAAUACAGGGUAGCAGCAGUGAGCCACAGCUUUCAAAUUACUCAAAAUGCUGUUUCCCUUUUGGCACAGGCUCCAUUAAUAUCCCAUUUGCAAGUGAUACAGGCAGUGUCCUGUGAGCCAUUUUGAGUCCCCAAAAGGCAAUGCAAAUGUAGACAUAUCCAGCAGAGUAAAGGCUCCGCUGGAACUCAGCUGGAGUGAGAAUCAAGACAACUUUCAGUCAUGUGAUCAUGACAGGAAACAGAGCUGUUUGGUCCAGUGCACUGCUGCCAGUGCUCUUUUUGUUUGUUUGCUUCUUUUUUGUGUGUAUGGGGUUUGUAUGUGCGACACCUACGUGCAAUACCCUUGAAGACAAAGGAAGGUGAUGAUGCUCUGGUACAAGAGGUAAAAUGGUUUGUGAACCACCACGUAGCUGCUGGGAUUCAAGCCCAGGACCUCUGAAAAAGCAGCCGGUGCAUUUAACCAUUCCUCCAGCCCCCUGUGGUUUGUUUUUUUGAGAUAAGGUCUCUAUAGUCCAGGCCAGCCUGAUACUGGCUACGUAGACUAGAUUGGCUUAGAAUUUACAGCCCUCUGCCUGUCUCUGCUUCCUUAGUGCUGGAAUUAUAUGGAACCACAGCCAUCUCUACUAGUGAUUCUGGAGUGAGAGAGAGGGCUGUGUGUGUGUGUGUGUGUGUGUGUGUGUGUGUGUGUGUAUCCUAGUAUGUCCACAGAACAACUGAAAUGCUGUUAACUGUGAUGUUUUCAAAGUCUAAUGAGUUCCUCUGUAUAUGAUUCUAAGUUGAGGAAAAUGCAUGUUAAAACUCUACAAUGAUAUUAGAAAAAAUGUUCACAAUGAUAGCUACUUUUGGAAGUCCUGUCCAAGCCAACUGUAUGCCUCACAAGAAAACCUUGGAAAGCAUCAUGACAAUAAGUAGCUAUGUCAGUCUUUCCAAACCUCUGACUGUCAUCCUCUUAAUGAUAGGUUACUAUGUUAUCUGGGCCAGCGGAGGAGACACAGACGCUGAAUUCUAUCUGGUUGAUAGGGGUAGAUAAAGAGCUCUGGCAACUUACCCAAGUUAAAAGAGCAAUCCCUAGACUAAACUGUGAAAGCCCCAAGACUACUAAAGUAAUAAUGGAAAUGGUGUCCCUGAUGGACUCCCUGCUCCCCUUGCCUGUGUCCCACUUGUCAACAGCACACAUACUCACUCCCUUCAUACAGUGACUGCAAUAAGGACUAUGUCCUAGGACGUUAUAAAAGUACCUUCGUAAAAUAAUUUAAAUAAUCUUCCAAGCCACAGUUGUAUAUCUUGACCUAGUGCCUGUAACUUUUUCUUAAGUUUUAAAGAUUUAUUUGUGUGUGUGUGUGUGUGUGUGUGUGUGUGUGUGUGUGUCUAUGGAGGCCAGAAAAGGGGUGUUGGAUUUCCUAGAGCUGGAGUUCUAGGCAGCUGUGAGCCUCCUGGUGGUGUGCUGGAAAAUGAACUCUGGUUAGCUGAAAGAGCAGCGAGCAUUACAGACCGCUGAAACAUUCCUCUGCCCUCCCCAACUCUUUUGAUAAACAGCCAUCUUCUAGUUUUAUACAUUCUAAUUACUUUCUCAAGCUUUUUUAUUGGAUUAUGUAUAUGUUCGUGGGGGUGGCACAUGCUCGGGUGUAUUUAUAUGCUCCUCACAUGUUUGGAGGUAAGAUAUCUUACUGAGCCUGCAGUUCCCUUGACUUGGCUAGAUUGGUUAGGUCCAAGGAUCUUCUGUCUACCUUUCCAGAACUGAGAUUUCAGGCACAAGCUCAGAUCUCCACAUAUGGCAAACAUAUUACUGACUGAGAUAGUUCCCUGGCCCUUUAUUUAAGCUCAUUGUAAGUUUUUAGAAGCACCUACACAGGCAUCUAAAAUGAUCGCUUCUCUGGUUAAGCCAGGUAAUCAAACAUAAACUCCUGGAACCUAAAGGCUUUUGUGAAUGAUUAAAAGCUUACUGAAUGAUUCCUUGCCUAAAUCUAGAUGUACUAAUGAGGCAUGUCCAUAUUUAGACCUUCUGUGGUUUAUACUGAACACUUUUUUAUCACCUUCUUCUUGGUCAGUGUGUACCUGGUGUUGUUCACUUAGGCUGCUGCUGAUCUCUAAAAGGUAUUUAUGAUGUGGAAUAUGUUUUAAUAUCAGACAGUACAAGUUGCCCAUUCAGUCUGCUAAUACAGUUAGAACUGGGUUCCAAACCCAUGCUUUAAAUAUUCUAUCGAAGCACCUUGCCAUAGCACCUGCCUGAGAAAAUUGGUAUUUAGAUAUUUGGUCUACUGUCUCUCUUAUGGCCUCAGCAAAAUAUUAGAAUCAGGGUGAUAAGAAUAAGUCUGGUCCUUCCUAGAUUUUUCCCUAUAGAUGCCGCAGAGUUAUGAGGAACACAUUUCUUCAAGUUUCCAGUAGUGGAUUCUAGACAGGUCUUUCAGUCUGUUCCUUCAGUGAGGAACAGCACCGUCUAAUAGUCUGGGCAUAUAAUAGAGCUUUGUUUAUAUAUGUGUUAUGAUGAUGUGUUCUGAGGCCCUGGUGUCCUUUUCUUGGAUUUUAUUCUUUAAAAGGUUUCUCAUUACACAAUCCACAGCCUUCACACUGAGAUCCUCUCUAUUGGCAUUCUGUAGAUUUCCAUAGUCAUGAUGGUAUGCAGAUCUGCUUAGUUUUUGUUCUCUCUUUUUUAAAGCUUUUGUGUCAUGCUACAUACAUUUGAUCAAAGAUUAUUGAGUUUUUUCUCCCUGGCAAUGAUAUACUACAUUGGAAUACUGUGUUAUGUGUACCUCAAUGCUAAGGGUCACUGAAUAGUUUGCAUGUCCUUUGAAGGUCUAAGAUUAUUUUAACAAUGUCUUUAAUAGUGUACAUUGACUUCACAAUGGUCUUUGAGCAUAUUAUAAUGCACAAAAAUACUGAUAUGUAUAAUGUAGGUAAGCUAUCUCUUCGGGAUUAUGAAGCUGCUUUUCUAGGGGAAUACAUGAGUAACCAGCUCUCCCAUCUUGAGUCAUAGAAUUUGACUACUCUUUUUCCCCAUCUUUCUUACCUCUUCUCUCUCCUUACAGCUAUAUAUUUGACUGGCAUGGAAGGCCUUCAGGAUAAUUAAAGCUGAGCCAAAGAGAGGAGUGGCCUUCAGCUCUGCGUCACCGUGGAGGCCGAGCCUUCUUUGAGCAGCGCCUGUGAGUUCUGGCUUGCCAGCCUCGGGGGAGGAGCUGCAUUUUAGCAGGCUGCAGCUGACAAGAAGCUUCAAGAGGUGUCUUGAGAUUGGAGUGACUCCAGAAAGGCAGCGUAACUACAUACGUGCCCCACAGGGUGAAAGACCUGUUUGGAAGUCAGCUGGCGUGAGGGUCACACAGCCAGACUACCUACCAGUGUACCAAACAGAGUAUCUUCCAGAGUUCUCUUAUUCAAACAACAUGUUCAAGUAUCCUGGGGACAUAUCUGUGGAAGAAAACGGUGCACAUAAGCUAUAAACUCUUUGUGGUUCUAAAUCAAAAAGAAACGUUACUAAGACUGGUGUUUUGAUAGCACUUGUAUUUGCAGCCACAAGGCUAGCCAAUCUCUUUGUCUGUAAUACUAACUACUUGGCACAUUAAUCUAAAUCAUAAUGGAUGGUGAAUAUGUCCUAUGUAGUUGGAAAGACCAAUUAUGGCCAGCCAAAGUUUUAGAUAGGUCUGAAAGUCCUUCAGACAGUAAGAGGAAAAAGACAUUGUCUGUAGAAGUUGAAAUACUUUCACUGGAUGAGAAAAUUACCGUGGAAAGCAAAGACACAAAAGUCCUAACCAAAUCUGCUGUCGAAGCCAUUAUGUCCUCUCUAACAGUGCAGUCAGAGGUCAGCUUUACACCUACGGAGGAAACUGCCUAUGAAAGAUCACUGAAAAUGGCACUGGAAAUCGUGGAAGAAAGAACAAAUCAGAGCCACGAAAGCAUGGCAGAAGAGCAACAUAUGGCUACAGCAUCUGAAAAUGUGCCACAGCAGCCGCCUGAUUCGCCUCCUCAUAAAAAGUUCCGGAAACUCGAAAGCAACCUCCAGGAAGACUCGGCUUCCAUGUUGCUGUGCUCCGAGAGUGAUGAUUCCCUCUCCGACGAGAAGUUGCAGGUGCACACAACCAGUGAGAACAUGCCAAGUGAAGUGGAAAUGAAGUCAGAAAACUUAAGCUGCUGCCAAACGUACCCUUCCUUUUCAGAUGAUGAUGAUAAAAAAGAAGAAAAGAAAAAGAUUGACAUCUCGGCGAUCAUGUCUGUGAAUUUAUCGCUCAAAGAAGAAAGCGAAUUUAUUAAAGAAGAAAAGUUUGUCCCCUCAUCAGAAGAUCUCGCUGUACCCAAAGAGGAGUCCCAAGACAUCCUCCCAGAUGCCCCGGCUGUUUCCUCUGAAUGCUUUAUUGUCUCAGAGAAUAACAUGGAAGAUCCUGGAGAGGGCCCAUCAAAUCAGAAUCCAGGUUCCUAUGGCAGCCAAAGUCAGUCUACUGUGGAAUCAGAUGUAGGUGCUGAGACAUCCACUGCAGGGUGCUCAGGGGACUAUCAGGUUUCCCUUCCUGCCCGUGAUACAGUCAACAGUGAUCUACUACUCCAGAGACUGGAUUUAGAAGAUCUUGAGGAAGAAGCCCGAGCUUCUGGCAAGCUUUUGUCUCUAAAUCCUGCCUGUGCGGCUGCGUUAGAAAAUGAUGAUGAGGACGACGAUGAAGACCUUCCACGUUUCAUCCUCCGUUAUGAGACACGUGCAUUUGAAACCGGCAUGAUAGUGUGGUUUAAAUAUCAAAAAUACCCAUUUUGGCCAGCAGUGAUCAAAAGCAUCAGGCGGAAAGAGAGGAAAGCGAGUGUGCUUUUGGUUGAGGCAGACAUGAAUCCUCAAAAGAGAGGCGUUAGAGUAUCUUUGAGAAGGCUGAAAAAAUAUGACUGUAAAGAGAAACAGGCACUAGUGGAGAAAGCCAGGGAGGAGUACAAGGAGAGCAUUGAUUGGUGCGUGUCGCUGAUUUGUGACUACCGAGUUAGACUAGGCUGUGGUUCUUUUACUGGUUCAUUCUUUGAGUAUUACGCUGCUGACAUCAGUUACCCGGUCAGGAAAAUCAUCAAACAAGAUACGUUCAGAAAUAUAUUUCCAAAGCUAUACAAUGAAGACGCGGGGGAGCAAUUGCCUGUGGCAUCUCACGCCAAGAGAGUAUCUUUCCGGAAAAUUCUCCCUGAUCGCAUGAAGCCUGCUCGGGACCGAGCUAACAAGAACCUUGUAGAUUUCAUUGUCAAUGCAAAAGGAACUGAGGACCACCUCCUGGGAAUUUUAAAGGGCACAAAAAAAUCCAAGUGGCUGAAAUCAUUUCUGAAUGCAAAGAGUUUCACACCCUGUAUUGAAACCUACUUUGAAGACGAAGAUCAACUGGAUGAAGUGGUGAAAUAUCUACAAGAAAUUUAUAAGCAAAUUGACCAGAAGAUGCUGACUCUGAUAAAAGAUGACAAAAUUAAGUUUGUCUUGGAAGUUCUUCUACCCGAAGCAAUUAUUUGCUCAAUUUCUGCAGUUGAUGGCUUAGAUUAUGAAGCAGCGGAGGCAAAGUAUCUAAAGGGACCAUCCCUUGGCUAUAGGGAGAGAGAAUUAUAUGAUUCCAAAAUCCUAUUUGAAAAGAGGCGGAGGUCAUUACCAAAUGAAGGUCGUUAAUUAUGCCAAGAGUUGAAACCAAAAUGGAAACUAGAUGAAACUUUGGAAAAGUAAUCUUCUAAAAGUUCCAAUGCAUAAAUAUUUGCUGAAAAUGAAGGGAGGGUCCUUGAAUUCUAAGUUCUUUUAUUUUUUGAAGAUCCAUGUGAUCCGCAAAUACCAAUACAUCCACCUUUAUUUUCUUGUGCUUUUUCAGAUUCAGCUUUAUCAGUAUAUUUUUAGCAGUUUUUCUAAUAUAUUUUGGAAUGCAUAAUUCUUAGGCAACUUUAGGGGGAACUGUUACUUUGUUUUAUGAUAUUUUGGUGUCUUUGCUGUAUAGGUAAAUACAUUAUGUACAUUCAGUUCAAUAAAACUGCACUGGUGUUAGAUUUUAAGCAAGAGAAUUAGAAGAGAUGUCUAAAACAAAUACCAGUUAUAUAUUUUUUUGGUCAAUUUUUUUAUAAAGUACUGACUUUUCUCUUAAGAUAGCCAAUUUAUUUUUCCUGCCAUGCCUAUUUAUUUUUGGGAAAAAAUAUCUCUAAAUCAUAGAACCAAAGAUAGAUUAAAAUUUGCCACAUAUAUACAACUAACCACAAUUGCUUCUGCAAGAAAACAAUCUAAAAUUAAAAAGUAAAUGGGUUAUCCACAUGUAAUCUAUCUGAGUGUACGUAUGUUUAUAACACCUCAGCAUGCAGAAAAUGAUUGUUCAUUGUACACUUCUCUGAAAUUCUAGUUUGAGGAGUGUCUGUCGUUCAGUGCUGAAUAAUUUCUAAAACAGAUAAACUUCUGGCUAUCUUCAUUAUCAUGAGUAGAUCAUAAUAUAGCAAUUUGAGUACAUGUAGAAGACAGUUAAAAUGAGCGUGUCAACAGUCUAGCCACCCUACAGUCCAGGGUUGCUGCUUCAUAUCCUUCUAGUUUGAUAUAAAGUAAGAAAAGCAAGCACUGUGUUCAGUCCUUUCUCCGAAUAUAAAGUCAUUUGUCUCCAACCAAGCAAGCUUUAGCAUCUGGCUUAUUUCUAGAACGGUUCCAAUUGGUUCCAGUAACAUAAUUGCCAACUGGUUAAUCAUUCCAACAUACUAGAUGGACCAGUAUCUGGGAAAUUGGAAAAAUGUUACAGCAAAAGUUCUUUACUUGCUACAUGUGGCCGUUAUUCUGUAUAUGGUUAUGUAUACAAAAUUAGUCGUUCUUGUAACUUGAAACAAGAUUUUUUUUAUAAGACUAAAUCUUAGAAAAGCUAGUAUAUUUAAAAAAAAUUAAUGUGAAAAGGUGUACUAAGGGCUUAACACAAACCUAUCUCCAUUUUUACCUCACAGAGUGAGGCAACUUUCACUCUUGGGCUCUUUUGUGUUCAUCUCACACAGCUCUGUGUUUAUGUACAAUUUGCAGAAUUUUGGUAUUUGAUUUAUAAUAAAGCUCUCAUAUCUUUCACUUUAGAUGUUCAUUUCACUUUAGAUAUAUAGAGACAUUGUGGUGUUUGUGUAAAUGAAUAUAUGUACAAGCAUAUAUAUCUACAUGCACACACAAUUCAUUUAAAACUUGUAAGUGUUGUCAUCAUUUAACUCUUGUUAUAAGUUGUCAUUCUAAAUAAAUGCCCACUUUCAGGA
Messenger RNA from Rattus norvegicus (Norway rat), 13787 nucleotides. Lineage: Eukaryota; Metazoa; Chordata; Mammalia; Rodentia; Muridae. The record is from RefSeq and is a predicted model, not a curated record.